Molecule: messenger RNA, 402 nt
Organism: Schistosoma margrebowiei
Lineage: Eukaryota; Metazoa; Platyhelminthes; Trematoda; Strigeidida; Schistosomatidae
Source: the annotation of a GenBank genome assembly
AUGUCACAACUACGUUCGUCAACAUCUUCAAUACCUUCUGACCUUCGGGUUGAUUUAAGUGAAAUAGUGGAAGAUCUACUAGCCUUUCACUAUGAUGAUAUCUGCUCUUCGUUGUCGGAUAACUCUGGUUUCUCUGGUCUUAAUAGUUCUACUAGCACAUUGGCAACCAGUGGAUCAAAUACUGCUGAUCUGGUUCGUCGAAUUAGCCGAAUGCGUUCGAAUAUACAACGUGCUCAAGAAGCAGCCCGCAAACUUAGUACCUGUGAUCUGGAUGUCCCUGCUCAAGAAAAACUACUGCUUGCUGUUGCGAAUUCUUGUGUUACCAAACGCCACUUAACUUGUUUGUUAAAAACAGAGCUUGACAAGCUAUCUGCUAAGGACUCUGACUGUUACUUUGAGUAG